This is a messenger RNA of Mizuhopecten yessoensis (Yesso scallop), 510 nucleotides long. RefSeq names its product 52 kDa repressor of the inhibitor of the protein kinase-like. The record is from RefSeq and is a predicted model, not a curated record. The transcript has a single exon. Lineage: Eukaryota; Metazoa; Mollusca; Bivalvia; Pectinida; Pectinidae. Gene Ontology annotation, molecular function: protein dimerization activity. The coding region runs from base 1 to 510 and encodes 169 amino acids.
AUGGACCAUCUCCUGGAGGAAAUGAAGACACGCUUCACUGACUUGUAUGAGCGAACAGCACUAGGGCUGAAACUUGUUCCUUCAGAAUUGGAAAAUAGUGUAGAGGUGAAUUCACUGAAGGCCUUUUUCCAGGAGGACAUGCCAUCGCCAUCAACAUUUGAUGCAGACUUCCAACAGUGGAAAUUCUAUUGGACGGAUCAGACAGAGAAGCCCACCUCCCUUUCAACUGCUAUCAAGGAAUGUGAUAUCCACAUGUUUGAAAACAUUUCAACUUUAUUAAAAAUAUGUGGAACAUUUCCAUUAACAAGUUGUGAAUGCGAACGUAGCAUCAGUGUGCUGAUACAUCUCAAAACGUAUCUGCGGUCAACAAUGGGACAGCAGAGAAAGACCUCUCUGGCUCUUAUGUUCAUUCAUAGAGCAGUGAAAGUUCUAACUACAGACAUUGUGAGAGAGUUUGCCAGGAAGAAUCCAAGGAAGAUGGAGCUUCCAAGCAUUUUGAUUGAGGAAUGA